CACUACUAUUAUUUUAUUUGACAAGUUGAAACGUUCGAUUUAAAUUUCUCGUUUUUUUCGAACAACAAAGAUUUGCAUAUUUGUAUAAAAGUGGACCUAAAUUGGUAUUAUUUACUAAUCUUUUAUUGGCAUCAAUUAUAUAUUUGGUUGUGUUAUUUCAAAUUGUUGAGAAUGUCUGGUAUUGGUAUUAACGGUUUUGGACGCAUUGGCCGCAUAUUUUUGCGUGAGGCUCUUCGGCGAAAGGACGUUCAGGUGGUCGCAGUAAAUGAUCCAGCCAUGGAUCCCAAAUACAUGGCCUAUAUGCUGCGAUAUGACUCCGUUCAUGGUAUUUUCAAUCAGAAGAUUUCACUUGAAGGCGAUCAGUUGGUGAUAAAUGGUAAGAAAAUGCAAGUGACCUUUGAGGCGGACCCAAAGAAACUCUGCUGGACAGAAAAGGGUGUGCACACUGUUGUCGAGUGCACGGGACGAUUUACCACUAUCAAAGCGUGCCAGGAUCAUCUGGAUGCCGGUGCCAAAAAAGUUGUUAUAUCGGCUCCAUCCGCCGAUGCACCUAUGUUUGUUUGCGGCGUUAAUCUGGACAAAUACAAGCCUGAGAUGAAGGUUAUAUCGAAUGCAUCUUGCACAACCAAUUGUCUCGCCCCAAUUGCCAAGGUUGUGCACGAAAAUUUCGAAAUUGUCGAAGGUCUUAUGACGACAGUUCAUGCGUGCACGGCCACGCAGCUGAUACUUGAUGGUUCCAGUAGAAAAGCCUGGCGUGAUGGUCGAAGUGGCAUGGUGAACAUAAUUCCCGCCAGCACAGGCGCCGCCAAGGCUGUUGGUAAAGUGAUUCCCGAUCUAAAUGGUAAACUAACUGGCAUGGCUUUUCGAGUUCCUGUCCCAAAUGUUUCUGUCGUGGAUUUAACAUGUCGUCUGGGCUGUGCAGCUAAGAUGGAUCAAAUCAAAGAGGUUAUUAAAGCAGCUGCAAAGGAUGAAAUGGAGAAUAUACUGGGAUACACAGAGGACGAAGUGGUGUCGAGCGACUUCAAUGGAUCGCGUUUUGCUUCCGUUUUUGACGCCAAAGCGUCUAUAUCGCUAAACGAUAAUUUUGUAAAACUGAUAAGCUGGUAUGAUAACGAGACUGGAUACUCAUGUCGCCUCUUAGAUUUAGUUAUUUUCUCUCAAAUGAUGGACAAGUGUUCCGAAGAUGAAAAGAAGCGAAAAGCCGAGAAGGGGAAAGACUCUAAAUGCAAGAAGUGAAAUCGUUAAAAUUAAAUAAUUUAUGUAGCAUAAAGUACACUUAAAAUUACACAAUUAAACUACACUGGAGUUACGUUGAAACUGAAC
This is a messenger RNA of Drosophila nasuta, 1323 nucleotides long. Its product is annotated as glyceraldehyde-3-phosphate dehydrogenase. Gene Ontology annotation, cellular component: cytosol. The transcript has a single exon. Gene Ontology annotation, molecular function: glyceraldehyde-3-phosphate dehydrogenase (NAD+) (phosphorylating) activity; NADP binding; NAD binding. Bases 172 to 1236 code for a protein of 354 amino acids. The record is from RefSeq and is a predicted model, not a curated record. NCBI's taxonomy places the organism in Eukaryota, Metazoa, Arthropoda, Insecta, Diptera, Drosophilidae. Gene Ontology annotation, biological process: glucose metabolic process; glycolytic process.